AGUCUUCGGUAUUUUACAUCCACGGCGAUGGAGGAAACCGAGACCGAGAAUGUUGCGUGCAGUUUUUUAAUGGAUCUCUGAGAGGUUGUUUGGCUGUCCCCGCAACAGAAACUGUGACAGUGUCCGUGUUACUUAUCAAUUUCGCAUUCAAGCAUUUUCGCGAAUUAACGCGUGUUUCGUGUGUGACAUAACCCUUAAUUUUCAACGAAGAUGUCGCAUGAUCACAUGGCGCACAUGAUGAAUAUAUCGGGUAGCCAUACGGCUCAUGAUGCUGUCAUGUCUCAUUCAAGCAUGGAGGACCAUGGUAUGGGCUCUAUGGAUCAUGGCAGUAUGGAUCAUGAUGGUAUGGACCAUACAGGUCAUACUGGAGCUUCCACUUCGGAUCCAUGUGCCGAUAUGGGGAUGCACGGUAUGUCGAUGACAUUCCAUGGAGGAUAUUGUGAAAGUGUACUGUUCGAGUCCUGGAAAAUUUCUUCGAUCGGUGGUCUCAUUGGGUCGAUGAUUGGUAUCAUGAUCAUGGCCGCGCUUUACGAGGGUUUAAAAUAUUAUCGAGAAUACUUAUUUUGGAAAACGUAUAACGCUCUUCAGUACCGAAGCGUCACGAUACCUCCAGAAAAGAACGUUGUGGCUGAAGACAAUCGAGUCGUACAUAUGGUUGGAGAAGUAAUUCACAAACAGCCGCCCACAAUGUUAUCAUGGAUGCAUACAUUUCAAACGUUCUUACACAUUGUGCAAAUCGUGCUGUCAUAUUUCCUCAUGCUGAUCUUCAUGACGUACAAUGUUUGGUUGGGAUUUGCCGUAGUGUUCGGUGCAGCGAUCGGUUACUUCUUAUUUGGAUGGAAAAAAUCUGUUAUCGUAGAUGUCACAGAACAUUGUCAUUAGCUGUUUACAUGUUUAGAUUACAUUCUAUUAUCAUAAUAAAAAAUGUACAUACGUGUACACUGCCGCGAAGUUCAUACUGAUCAGAGAAGCUCUGAAAUAAUUAAUUAUAUGCAGUAAACAUGUGCAGGAAACAUAAUUUUGCCAAAUUCACGAUAUCUAAAAAAAUAUACGAUGAAAAAUAUUUUAGUUUAUUCUUAUGCAUAGUUAUUUUAUGCAUACAGAAUGUUAUUUUCAGUUGUUUGCUAAAAAGAUUGUACGAUUUAAUUAUUAUUCGAUAACAAAUAUAUACAAAAGGCAAAUUUGUAUACAAAAAUAUUGGAAGAUAGAUCUUUGACAUGAACGACUAUAGCACAUUUACUAUGUAAAUAUUGUUAAGAAAUUUAAAUAAGAAAAGUGAGAUGCGCGCACACUUUUCUCCAAACUUUUACACGUUUACUCAUAAUUUUGUAUUGUAACAUACUUUACACCCGUUUAUUGUUCGAUUGACUAAUGUUUGAACAAAAGUGUGCAGUACUGCUUUGCAUAUUGCAUACGUUACGAUGUACUGUUACAAUAUAAUAAUAUUAACAAUUGUAUUAUUAAAAAGUAAUCUAGAAACUAUUAUUAUUUGUAAAAUAUAAGACAAUAUAAAUACAAAUUCACUUGUGUAAUUAAAAAUCAAA
Messenger RNA from Hylaeus anthracinus, 1544 nucleotides. RefSeq names its product high affinity copper uptake protein 1 (gene Ctr1A). The record is from RefSeq and is a predicted model, not a curated record. The transcript has 5 exons. Lineage: Eukaryota; Metazoa; Arthropoda; Insecta; Hymenoptera; Colletidae. Gene Ontology annotation, cellular component: membrane. The coding region runs from base 211 to 882 and encodes 223 amino acids. Gene Ontology annotation, molecular function: copper ion transmembrane transporter activity. Gene Ontology annotation, biological process: copper ion transmembrane transport.